AUGAUAAAUUCGGUUACCCAUCAGCAAGUGGGUUCGAAAACCCCCUUCUCAAUUGAAAACAUCCUUGGACUAGGAGAGGAGAAGCGGUCACUUGAAAAGUCGACGAGACACAUCUGUGAACAUCCAUUCGUAGCAGGCGCGCAUGGUGCCAGCGACGAGAAGCGCAAGCCCAGGCGCAUGCGCGUCAGGACGAAUUUCAGCGGCUGGCAACUGGAAGAGCUGGAGAGGGCGUUUGAGACCACGCACUACCCGGACAUCUUCAUGAGGGAGGCGCUGGCCAUGAGGCUGGACCUCAUGGAAGCAAGAGUGCAGGUGUGGUUUCAGAACCGGCGGGCCAAGUGGCGCAAGCAGGAGAAAGGCUCCGGGGCCGCGGGACGGGAGAGCUGUCGUCACCUCGGCGGUGCGGGCAGCGUUGCCAAGCAGCCCACGAAUCCGUCCACUCCGGCCGCGGCCUUCGUCAAAAUCAACGGCAGCAGACAGCAGGUUACCACGAGCUGUCAGCAGGCAGUCACGGGCCCCCUCCUCCUCAAACCCCCCUCUUCUUCGUCCUCGCUGUCACCGCCCCCUUUAGCCUCCCUUUCCUCCGGAAAAGCCCUGCCUUUCAUCCACGUUGUGCCUCGCAUCCUGCCUCCUAUGACCUCGCGUGGCUCUUUGUCCGCUGUCCUGGGCGACCUCGUAUUGGACCGGAGUACUCCGGAGAGCCGGCGGAGCACCAGCAUCGCUGCCCUCCGCGAGAGGGCGCGAGAGCAUCGGGACAACCUGCGCCUGGUGGGGUUUUCUCCUGUCUUCUCAUCACGUGCACACUGCGACACCUGAGGGCGCCAGCAACUUGAGAAAAAGAGAAAUUAAUAUAGGCUGCGCUGGAUGACGGUAAAAAGUGCCGUGUGUUUCUGUACUUGACCUUGAUGACUUUUGCCCACCGGACAUUUUACGAGCGCGCAACAAGACCGAACAAAAGUAAAUCACUAAAGUCCUUUCGCAAGUCAUCGAGCGACAUGGGAGGAACAAUUUACAGAGGACUGCUACUGUCUUUUCAUUAAUUUUAACAGCUAAAAUGAUUUGACUUGAGACCAGACGACUUGUGAUGAACUAUACAGCAGUUAUUAUCACUUUAAUAAAAAGUUUACUUGAGUUCAGAUUGUAAUCGCACCGAACACUUUUAGUAUGAAAUAGACAAUAAAUUAUGUUCAAUUUAAGUAA
Molecule: messenger RNA, 1200 nt
Organism: Patiria miniata (bat star)
Lineage: Eukaryota; Metazoa; Echinodermata; Asteroidea; Valvatida; Asterinidae
Product: homeobox protein ARX-like
Exons: 3
Coding region: 1-816 (271 amino acids)
Biological process (GO): regulation of transcription by RNA polymerase II
Molecular function (GO): DNA-binding transcription factor activity, RNA polymerase II-specific; RNA polymerase II transcription regulatory region sequence-specific DNA binding
Source: RefSeq, a predicted model, not a curated record